AUGGCAGAUUCCGAAACUACCAACCCAGACGGCACACCCAAGAUCUCCAAGCGCGCUGCGGAGAAGGAAGCCAAAAAGGCCGCUGCAAAGGCGAAGAAAGAAGCCUCCAAAUCGUCCGCCGCCUCAGCACCCGCUCCAACCCAGCGCGAACCCGCCGACCCAUUCAAGCAGGGCUGGCUCAAGGGUGUCUACAACGAGAAGCCGGUCCAGAAAGUGCAGACCCGAUUUCCCCCAGAACCCAAUGGCUACCUCCAUAUCGGUCACGCGAAGGCGAUCACCGUCAACUUCGGCUUCGCUCGGUCAUAUGGAGGUCUCUGCAACUUGAGGUACGAUGACACCAAUCCGGCAAAGGAAGAAGAACAGUUCUUCACCAGCAUCCGGGACAUGGUGGAAUGGCUUGGCUUUGGACCGGCGAAGAUCACUUAUUCCAGUGACGACUUCGAUCGCUUGUACGAGCUGGCAGAGGAGCUGACACGGAGAGGAAAGGCUUAUGUGUGCCGCUGUUCGGCUGCAGAGGUGAAGAGCAGAAGAGGCGGCGCAGAGCAUGGGCCAAGAAGCGUCUGCGAGCACUGGAGCAGGAGUGUGGAGGACAAUCUGGAGGACUUCAGAGCGAUGAGGGAUGGGAAGUACAAAGCUGGAGAGGCGCAUCUAAGAAUGAAGCAGUACCUGGGUACGAAGCCGGAAGAUUAUGAGGUCCAAGAGGAGGAUGCAGCAGAGGUCAAGAAGGAGAAGGCGAGAAUAAAAUCCCUGGCUGAGAAUCCGGCAUUGUGGGACGUGGCCGCAUACAGAGUGAAGAAUGAGAACUACCACCACAGGACAGGUGACAAGUGGAGAAUAUACCCGACCUACGAGUUCACCCACUGCUUGUGCGACUCCUUUGAGGAAAUUUCGCAUUCACUGUGCACAGUGGAGUUCGAGACAUUACGACCAGCAUACAACUGGCUGCUGGAGGCGCUCGAUAUCAAGCUGCCGGCUUCAGAUGAAAAGGGGCCCAUGCAGCGAGAGUAUGGACGACUAAAUGUGGAGGGCACAAUCCUGUCAAAGCGAAGAAUCGCCAUGCUGGUGGGUGGCACUACGGUCGGAGCCGAGACUGCCCCUUCAGAUCCUGCAGAUGAGGCAGCAGAUGGCAUAGAUGAGAUCAAGCUUGAAGAAGAAGGCGACGAGGACACUGAAACACCAGCUGAAGCAACAAAAGCCGUUGCCAACGGUACCUCGACCGGCAGAAAGAUCCCACCUGUCGUACGCGCAUGGGACGACCCCCGACUCUUCACCCUCGUAGCCCUCCGACGGCGAGGCGUACCUCCUGGUGCACUCAAGAAAUUCGUCCUUGAUCUCGGCGUCACAAAAGCCAUCUCCAACACCGCCAUCCAUACUCUGGACGCCUGCAUCAGGACGUACCUCGAACGCACCGUUCCACGGCUUAUGCUUGUGCUCGACCCCAUCCAAGUCACUUUCACCAACCUGCCGGACGACUAUCUCGAAGAGCGCUCCGUUCCCUUCGACCCGAAAGACCCUGAAAAGGGCACCCACACCAUCCCCUUCACCAAAACAAUCUACAUCGACCGCUCCGACUUCCGCGACUCCGACGAUCCUGAUUUCUUCCGCCUCUCACCCGGCCAGAGCGUCGGCUUACUGCAUGCUGAGCACCCGAUCUCCUGCACAACCUUCCACAAAGAUUCCUCCACCGGCAAAGUCACCUCCAUAGACGCCGAAUACGGCUCCCACGUCCCCGCCGGCCGCGCCCGCAUCCACUGGGUUGCCGAAUCACCCGCCCACCACAGCCCUGUACGCGCUGAAGCACGGAUCUUCAACCCGCUCUUCAAGACUUCCAAGCCUAAUGAACUAGACUGGAAGAACGGCGGAUACUACGACAACGUGAAUCCCGAGUCUGAGAUCAUAUACUCAGAUGCGAUGAUCGAGUGCGGCUUUGAGUACGUGCGCAAGAAUGCUCCUUGGCCGAAGGAGGAAGGGGAGGCGAAGAAGGAUGGCGCGGGACACCCGAGUUGUGUGAGGUUUCAGGGGCUGCGCACUGCAUUCUUUGCGCUGGAUACGGAUAGCGAGGGCGAGAAGGUUGUGAUUAACAGGAUCGUGAGCUUGAAGGAGGAUACUGGAAAGAAGUAG
Messenger RNA from Saxophila tyrrhenica, 2121 nucleotides. RefSeq names its product Glutaminyl-tRNA synthetase (gene GLN4). Gene Ontology annotation, cellular component: cytosol; cytoplasm. The transcript has a single exon. The record is from RefSeq and is a predicted model, not a curated record. Bases 1 to 2121 code for a protein of 706 amino acids. NCBI's taxonomy places the organism in Eukaryota, Fungi, Ascomycota, Dothideomycetes, Mycosphaerellales, Extremaceae. Gene Ontology annotation, biological process: translation; glutaminyl-tRNA aminoacylation. Gene Ontology annotation, molecular function: glutamine-tRNA ligase activity; ATP binding.